GCUGGCAUUAAUCGACAAAAAAAUCCCCAAAUCCAUUCCCUGCGUUUUUUAAAUUACCUAAACAAGGUCGGCGAUCAAAGCAUCCGACCAGAAACCCGGAAAUGGUAGUAGUCCCCCUCGGCCCUGGCAAAUUCUACGGUGGCAGCCUCCCUCGGCCGCGCUUCUACACCGACACCAAGUUCAACCCAGAUCGCGUCGACCCACCACUUCCGGUGAUGGAUCCGCUGCUUUCUCGGGCUAAUGAAGCCCACUGGUCCAUGGGGGGACUCAGCUUCGAGCGCCUCCGCCUCCAGGAUCGGAUCGAAGGCAAAGUGGAAAAGCUUCGUCCACAGGUCGGGGAGCUUCGGGACAGUCCAGAAAAAGAUUUGACCAUCGAUCGCUCUGUGAAGAGGAGGAGAUUCCUUGCUUUGUUUGAUUCUUACGAUGAGAGUGAUGAUAGGAGAGAUGGAGAAUUUUUGAAGGAGAAAGUAAAAAAGGCUUUUAGUAGAGGUGCAGUGAGGAAUCUGGGGGAUGAUUUUGAGAUGGUGGCAGAGGAGAGUAGUGCAGUAAGAGAGAAGAGGAGCACCGGGGUUGGUGCCAAUGUGAUGAAGAUUGUCGAGCAGAUCACUGAUGGGGUUGGAUUUGCAGGGGAGAAGAGGGUCAAGAAGAUCCUGAAGAACGGUAGGGGUGUGGUGCAGAGUGGGACUAGGACUUCUCCAAGAUCGGCUACUGGGACUAGAACAUCCCCAAGACUGGCCAAGUGUUGUUCAAGUUAGAUCAUGUUAACCCAACAGCAGGAAAGCUUUGUAAGUUGAAUCCUUCCUAUGAGAAUUGCAAAUGGGUUUAGAAGACAAAAAGGGGUUUGAGCUUUCCUUAAAAAUUUCUCAUUCUCUUUGCAUUUUAGCUUUAGUAUUUAAGUGAAAUGCUUGUUCCCUCCGAGUUGAUUUAUUGCAUUCCAACAUCAGCUUGUAAAUGGAUAAUGCUUCAAUAUAAAUGAACAAUUUUU
Messenger RNA from Rubroshorea leprosula, 985 nucleotides. Lineage: Eukaryota; Viridiplantae; Streptophyta; Magnoliopsida; Malvales; Dipterocarpaceae. The record is from the annotation of a GenBank genome assembly.